UUUAUUUACCAUCGGUCGCGUGUUCGAUGCGGGUCGUGUUUUUUUCGCGUGUGAUUUUCUGCUCCGGUUCGGAGAUCGUUCAUAUUCCGUGCAAGUUCGUGACGGAUUUUGGUGAAAGUUUGCAAAUUAAGUGCAGCAUCCAGUAUGGAAGUGGACUGCGAAAAAGUUCGGCGCGUUUUGCGCCGACUGCGCGAGAAAUUCGACUGCGCCGAGGUGGAACCAUUUUUAAGGUUAUCUAAGCUCACAUCGUCCCACAUGGACGAGCUGGCCACGGUGCUGGGCCGACUGAUUGAGGAUCCACAGUACACGACGGAGAUUGGGAGUGGAUUCGCGAGCAUGCUGCUGCUGAUCGUUGCGGGUGCUUUCGGGGAGAACAGUUCCGGCGGAACGCCGGAUCGCGAAGCGCACCGACGAAAGUGCGUUGCACUUUCCAAGUUGGUGCACUGCUGCCCGGAUGUGUUGCGGUUCGCCGUGCAAUACUUUCGUCACAGUGCUCCGCCGUUUGGGGUGGGGGAAUCGCUGGCGUACACGCCGAAGCAGAAGCAGAAGAAGCUGGAAAAGGGUCCGGUCAGUGAGUUGGAGCUGGUUCGGUGCUGUUAUCGGUUUUUGGUGGCCGAUCCGGCCCACUUUCGGUCCGCUUGGAAUUGGUCCGAGUUUUUUGAGCAGUUUGCUGGGAAGGGUUGUCCGAGGCAGCGGUAUUACUACAACCGGAUUCUGGCCACGGUCAGUUGUAUGACGCAGAGUCAGUUGAACGUACUGGACGGAGAUAUUCCGUUGGAAGUUGUGGUUCGGGAGCAGCAGCAGGAGAUGGCUGUGGGACGAGUGGUCAACGAGGAAGAAGUUGGAGCUUGCGGGGAGAAGAUUCGGUGGGACUUUCGGAGCAACGUGGUCACGAACGUGGGCGACGUGAUGUUGCCGAUUUUCGACGCGAGUAAUUGCGAGUUUUAUCGCGCGAAGGAGCAAGAACCUGAGGAGCUGGUCAUCGUGGACUCGACACGGUUGAACGUGCGUAGUUUGGCGCUGGGAGUUUCGUCGGGGAGGGCGAUUUGUCUGUCCGGGCCGGUUGGUUGCGGGAAGACCUCGUUGGUGGAGUAUUUGGCCCGGAAGACGGGUCGGAUUGGUCCGAAGGCGCAGGAAGUGGAGCGUCGUAUGAAGAAGGCGCUCAAGCCUAGCAAGAAGCGCAAGGUUAACGGCGAGGACGAAGUCACGUUCGACGCAGGUUUGGAGCAGUUGAGGAAGGAAGCGCCGCGGAACGGGUUCCUGCGGAUUCAGCUCGGAGAUCAAACCGACAGCAAGAUGCUGCUGGGACAGUACCGCUGUACGGAUACUCCGGGAGAGUUUGUGUGGCAGCCGGGUGUGCUGACGCAGGCCGUCAUGAACGGGUACUGGCUGCUGCUGGAAGAUUUGGACUCUGCAACGCAGGACGUCUGCACGGUGCUGACGAACCUGCUGGAAAACAACUACCUCAGCGUGCCCGGAUUCCGCGACUGUCUACGCAUCCAACCGGGCUUUCAACUGUUCGUAACGCUCCGAACUCACAAAUCCGGCGGCACCGCCACCGCCCACAGCACCUACUCCCUGCUGGAGAAGUACCUCUACACGGUGAACGUCCUUCCGCUGUCCCGCACCGAACUCUGCACCAUCAUCUGCACCAACUUCCCAAAACUGGCCACCGUCGCUAGUCGGAUCGUGGAUAUUUACCUCACCUUCUCCAGCGGCUGCCACGCGAUCCAGAACAACGAAAUCGUCGAAAGCGUCAGCAUUCUAGAGCAGCAGAACUCGGACGUUCCUGCAACGCAGGAAGAGUCCAGCUUGCCACGCUUUCAGCACGAAGGUGGAACUCUUGGUCUUCCCAACUCCGGCCGCCUGGUAUCAACCCGCGACUUGAUCAAGCUGUGUCGUCGCUCCAACCCGACCUUCUCCGUGACCAGCACGGAGUGCGCGUACUUUGUGUUCCAGAACGCGGUGGACAUCUUUUGCUCUCACCUGCCGGCCGGCGACGUUCGCCGGAACCUGGUGCUGAGCAUCGGCGGCAACAUCGGCAUCAACAAGAGUCGCUGUGAUCACCUGUGCGAGGAGUACAAGCCGGAGGUGGACGUGGCCACGUCGAAGGAGGUCAAAAUUGGCCGGGUUCUGUUGAAGCGCAACUUGAAGGAGAACUUGGAGAACGACGAAAACGCCUUCUCCCACAAGAAGAUCCGGCUGGACAAGAACGCCUCGAGCACGGUCAAGACGCAGGACUUUAAGCUGCAAAGCAAGGCGCCGACGUUCUCCUUCACCCGACCUGCGUCCUGCCUGCUGGAGCGAAUCGCCGUGUCCGUGGCCCAAAACGAACCGAUCCUGCUCGUGGGAGAAACCGGAGUCGGCAAAACCAGCUCAAUUCAGUACUUGGCCUACCAAACGCACCACAAGCUGGUCGUCGUCAACAUGAACAACCAGUCGGACGUCUCCGAUCUCGUUGGCGGCUUCAAACCCGUUGACCUGAGCUACGUCAUCACCCCGCUUCGCUACGAGUUCGAGUUCCUCUUCAACAAGACGUUCAACGCGCAAAAGAACGAAAAGUUCCUCACGAACGUCUCGAUCUGCUACAACCGCGGCGAGUUCCCCGUGCUGGUCAAGCUGAUGCUCAAAAUCGCCGAAAAGGUCUUCCUGCGCAAACAGGACGAGCAACUCCGCCUGGAGAACAUCUACGAAAAGUGGACCACCCUCCAGGAGAAGCUCACCCGACUCGACUCGCAGCUCAAAAACUCCGUCAACGUGUCGUUCGCCUUCAUCCCGGGCUCGCUCGUCAACUGCAUCCGCAACGGCGACUGGGUCCUGCUGGACGAGAUCAACCUGGCCUCCACCGAGACGCUCGAGUGCCUCUCCACGAUCCUCGAGCCGGACGGCUCGAUCGUCCUCCUCGAAAAGGGCGACUUCGUCCCGGUCAAGCGCCACCCGGACUUUCGCAUCUUCUCCUGUAUGAACCCCAACACGGACGUUGGCAAGAAGGACCUCCCCGUUGGCAUCCGGAAUCGCUUCACGGAGUUCUUCGUCGACGAACUGGUCGCCGAGAACGAUCUGCUGAUCCUCGUCAACGACUACCUCGGCAGUACCGGCAUUCAGAAAGUCCGAAUCCUCAACACGGUCAAACUGUACCGCAGACUUCGCGCCCUGUCCCAGCUCGAGCUGAACGACGGCCUCGGCAACAAACCCGUCUUCUCGCUGCGAACUCUGUGCCGCGCGCUCAGCAUCUGCGCCAAGAACUUGUGCGGAUCGAUCGAGCGCAACCUGUACGAGAGCUUCUGUCUGAGCUUCCUCACCCAGCUCGAUCUCAAGUCGCACGCCACGGUACUGACCUACAUCCAGAAAACCCUGCUGAACGACGUGCACCAGGCGAUCUCGCAGCAGAUCCCCAAACCCGCCGACGGCGAGCAGCUCAACUUUGAAGGCUACUGGAUCGAGCAAGGUUCGAAGGAGGUUCAGGAGUGCGAGAGUUACAUUUUGACGGAGAGUGUAAAGAACAACCUGCGCGAUCUAGCGCGGAUCAUCUCGAUCGGCAAGCUGCCCGUCCUGCUCCAAGGCCCCACCUCCGCCGGCAAGACCAGCUUGAUCGAGUACAUCGCCAAACGCAGCGGCAACGUGUGCCUCCGGAUCAACAACCACGAGCACACCGACCUCCAAGAGUACAUCGGCACGUACGUCGCAGACGUGACCGGCAAGCUCACCUUCAAGGAGGGCGUCCUCGUCGAAGCCAUGCGCAACGGCUUCUGGAUCAUCCUGGACGAGCUGAACCUCGCCCCCAGCGACAUCCUCGAAGCGCUGAACCGCGUCCUCGACGACAACCGCGAACUCUUCAUCCCGGAAACGCAAGUCGUCGUCAAAGCCCACCCCAACUUUAUGCUCUUCGCCACGCAGAACCCACCCGGCCUGUACGGCGGCCGGAAGAUGCUGUCGCGUGCCUUCAAGAACCGCUUCAUCGAGCUGCACUUUUCGGAGAUCCCGCGGGCCGAGCUGGAGGUCAUCCUGGAGAAGCGCUGCCUCAUCCCGCGCUCGUACUCGCAAAAGAUGGUCAAGGUGAUGUCGGAGCUGCAGCUGAAUCGGCGGAGUACCGCGAAGCAGAACUUUACGCUGCGCGAUCUGUUCCGGUGGGGCAAUCGGUACACGUACGCGGACAAGGCGCUGCUCGCGGACGGCAGCUACGACUGGAACCAGCACCUGAUCGAUGAGGGGUAUUUGGUGCUGUCGUCGAAGAUUCGCAACCUGUACGAAACCAAGAUCAUCCAGGAAGCGCUCUACACCCACUUCCGGAAGCGCGCCGCCGAGGACGCCCUGUUUACGCUGAAGGCCACCGCAACAUCCCAGGUGACGCGUGGCAUCCUCGAGCAGCUGGAGCGCCAAACCGCGCACGACGGCGUCGUGUGGACGUUCGACAUGCGCCGGAUGGCGGUGCUGACGGCGAAGGCGCUGCAGUUCAACGAACCCGUGCUGCUGGUCGGCCCGACCGGAUGUGGCAAGACCACAAUCUGUCAGAUACUGGCGGCGAUUCGAGGAACCACCCUGCGGAUCCUCAACUGUCACAUGCACACGGAGGGUGCGGACUUCCUGGGCGGGCUUCGCCCGCAUCGUCAAGCGGAAUCCGAGGAGAAGGACUCCAAACAACUGUUUGAGUGGUCCGACGGACCGCUGGUCCUGUCCAUGGCCGAAGGUGGCUUCUUCCUCGCCGACGAGAUCUCGCUCGCAGAGGAUUCCGUCCUCGAGCGGCUGAACUGCGUGCUGGAGCCGGAACGAACGCUGCUGCUGGCGGAAAAGGGAGGCGUCUCGGCGGGGGCGUCCGAGUUUGUCAUUACGGCUUCCGAGGGCUUCCAGUUUCUGGCCACGAUGAAUCCCGGCGGUGACUUUGGCAAGAAGGAACUGUCGCCAGCGUUGCGAAAUCGGCUGACGGAGAUUUGGUGUAGAGCUACGGAUUCACGAGAUGAUUUGGUGCGGAUCGCGGAGCAUGCUCUGAAGAAGGGGCUGACCGACGUGGACUGCUGCAACAAGUUGGCCCAAGUGAUCAUCGGAGUGGUGUUUGUGCUGAAAAAUAAGAUCGACAAGCUUAACUUUAGCAUUCGAGACGUGCUGGCGUGGGUUGCCUUCAUCAACAAGAAUCAAGCGAGCUUGUCGCUCGCGGAGUCGCUGAUGUACGGACUGGAGACGGUCUUCCUGGACUCGCUGGAGAUGCUUCCGUACGAGACGUUCGAGGAGAUUGUCGCAAUCAGGAAAGAGAUUCUUGCCGCGCUCAACGCUUUGAUGCAAAAACUGUUGGACAUCAAGCAGUUCAAGCUUCAGCGAGGUUCCACCGUUGAGUCCAACGAAACCUCCUUCGGAAUCAGUCCCUUCUACAUUGAGCUGAACCCGGUUCAGCGCGAUCGCGCCACGGAGUUCAUGUUCAGCGCUCCAACAACCCAAAACAACCUGUUCCGUCUCCUCUCAGCACUUUCCCUGGACAAGGCAAUCCUGCUCGAAGGUCCACCCGGCGUCGGCAAGACGUCCCUCGUGGAGAACCUAGCCCGUGCCGCCGGCUUCGCCAUCGUGCGGAUCAACCUGUGCGAGCACACCGAUUUGGCCGACCUGUUCGGUACGGAUCUACCCGCGGACGAUCGCACCCUAGAACUGACCAACAACGAGGUCGAAGCCACCGAAUCCAAGCUGGGUUCCUUCGUGUGGCGUGACGGACCUCUGCUAGCCGCGCUGAAAGCGAAAAACACCUGGAUCCUGCUCGACGAGCUGAAUUUGGCCCCGCAAAGCGUGCUGGAAGGUCUGAACGCGAUCCUCGAUCACCGUGGUGAGGUGUUUAUCGCCGAGUUGAACAAAACGUUCAAGCUGGGCGCGAAGACGAGGAUCUUUGCCGCGCAGAACCCGCUGCGUCAGGGAGGAGGGCGGAAGGGACUGCCUCAGUCGUUCCUGAAUCGGUUCACCAAGGUGUAUCUGCGGAAGCUGGAGCGGGCGGAUUUGCUGUACGUCGUUGACGGGAAGUAUCGGGAGAAGUUUGCGAGCGCUGGAAGCGGGUUGAUCGAGGAUCUUGGAAGGGAGGUUGGAGGCGAUGUUAGUUAUUUUGAAGCUUUCAACGCGACGACCGGAUCGGUCAAGUUCGACCUGUCGGAGAGGAUGGUGCUGUUCUCGGAAGCGCUGGAGACGGGAAUUGCCAACCUGGAGUUUGGCUACAAGGGAGGACCGUUCGAGGCGAAUCUUCGAGACAUUCUACGCUGGUGUGAGUUGUUCUUCAGCGAACGGACUGGAUUCUUCCGUAAGAAGUUCAGUUGCGCCAGAGAUUCGUACGACAACUUCCUGUUGGUACUGUUCGAGAAGAUGAAGCUGGUCUACUAUCAACGAAUGCGAACCGACGUAGACAAGAACUACAUCCUGGCGGUGUUCUCCCGAGUAUUCGCCUGCGAUGCGUACGAUCUGGAGCAGCGCUCCCAGGACAUCGCAGUGUACUGGACCGACGACAAACUCUACAUGGGCGAUCUUGUGCUGGAAAAGCUCAACAAGUCCGACGAGAUGAACCCGAUUUCGCAAAAGACCCAGAACACGUUCCCUCUCCUGCUAACCAGCCAGCUUGAAACGCUCCGCAACGUAACCGAGUGCGUCCUGAUGGAAAAGCCGGUGAUCCUCUGUGGCCCGAGCGAUUCCGGCAAGACCAAGAUCAUCAACCUGUUGACGACGCUGAGCAACAAGUUCUGCAACGUGGACACGAUCGACGACUCGGUAACCGGGAGCUUCCAGCAGUUUGACUUUAACCGGCACCUGGAGGAAGUGUCCUCGAACGUCGAGGCGAUCGUGAUGGAUGCCGUGAAGGAGGCGGCCUUGGCUGAUGGAGGGAGAUCGCUGCUGGUGCAGCUGAUCGCGACGUGGGAAAAGUACGUGCAGUUCAACGACGGCAAGAUGGCAUUCGCCACCAAAAACCUUCAAACCGAAGAGUUGGCCCUGUUCCGUAAACGACUGACGGCACUCCAGAACGUGCUAACGCUGCUAGCAGGUCAACCGACCAUCGCUCACGCCCACCCGAAAAUUCCCAGCAUGAUCGCCGUCCUAACGGCGCUGGCCACCAUCUCCAAAAACGCCGAAACCCUCAACACCGGCGGUCACUUCGAGUGGGUCGACUCCAAGGUCGUCAAAUCGCUCAAAUACGGCCAGUACAUUUGCCUCGAGCACGUCAACCUGGUCUCGUCCGCAAUCCUCGAUCGCCUCAAUCCGAUCUUCGAGCCCGACGGCAGUCUGCUCAUCUCGGAGAAGGGCGUCGACGCGAACAACGAGUCCGAGAUCAUCCGAGCGCACGCCAAGUUCCGAGCGUUCCUCACGCUUGACCCGAAGAACGGGGAGAUCUCGCGAGCGAUGCGAAACCGUUGCAUUGAGCUGGCGCUGCACAAGGAGACGUACGGCGAUGACGAUCUGCGGCGGUUGGUGUUUGCGAACGGAGUUGGAGACCUUGCGCUGAUCAAUACGAUCUUGUCGAUCCACAAGGGACUGAAGAAGGUGUCAGAGUUUAACCAGUUUGGGAUUGCGCACGUGAUCAAGUUUGCGUAUCUCGUGGCGCAGAACAAGCGGCUGGGCAUGAUCGAGGAAAAGUGCCUGCUGAUCAGUGCGCUGGAAGUGUACGUCAGGUCUUCAAACACGGAUCUACUCGGGUACGGGUUGGAGUUUUACCGAAACGCACUGAAGACUGUGAUCAAGGACGAAAUUAAGAACGCUGUCACGAUCCCGAACUUGGUUCAGCUUGAAAACGUCCUGCUGCGAUCGGACAACCUGACGGGUCUUCAGCUGAUCAAGCUACAAGCGGAACCACUUCUCACCACUCUCAGAUGUGCGCAGAACAGCUUCCCGGACGUCGUCGAGCUGCUGACGAACAUCGCUUCGGCUUACUCGCAACAGUCAGCCGUAACUCUGGACAACGUCAAGUACCUGUUCCAUCUGCUGUAUGAAGUGUCGAGCUUCGAGGACGUCAAGAGUCGACGAAUUUACCUGUCCGAUUGCUUGAAGACACUUCAGCAGGUUCAACCGAAAGAAGAGACGCAGGGCGCCAACUCGAACGGCAUUGUGAUCGAUGUGCAGCUGGAAGCCUGCGCUGACAGCCAGUGGAAGUCGUCGGAGAAAAGCCUGUCCGGCUACCGGGAUCUCCAGCACACGAAGCGAGAAAAGGUGGAUUCUGAAGAAAGCAGCAAAGCUGUGUUGACUGUUGGUGAAGUGGUACAGCAACUGAUCGAGCUGAACCAAGUGCUUUCCAGCACGAUUGAAAAGUUUGGUAAAACAGGUAACCUCCCCUGGAAUCGAUCAAUGUUCCCGAGGAUUCGAGACUACCAGGAAGACAGUACGCCCGAGCAGCAUCGCAUCAGUGCAACUCUACUGCUCAACACAACCCUGAAAGCGAUCGAGGUGCAGAAUGCUACCAAACUCAGCAAGAUCGAUGCCCUGUCCUACUCGAAAGCCGUUUCGGUUAAGAUCAUCAACGACACGGUUGAGCACAAGCUCGUCACUCAGCUGUACGACUUCCUCGCAAACUUCAAACCACUGCUCGAGGGAGCACUGAAGGACACACGUCUAGACGGCGAACUCUACACCAAGCUGAUCGGAUCGUACCUCUGGAUCAACCGCUUGAUCGAGCUGUCCCAUCAGAACCUGUUCAUCAACAAGGAGGUCAACACCGCGCUGGUGGACUACAUCACGCUGCACUUUAAGUGGAUCCAGAAGCACUGCCUGUCGCUUCUUGAAGGAACCCGAUUCGCUGCAGUUCGCCACUCGCUGGAAGAAUCCGUCCAAAGUUCCGUUCAUCCGCUGACGGAGCAUCGCAAGCUGCACGCUAAACGCUUCCUGAACAACUUGCCGUUCUACAGCCAAGAUCAGAUCGAGUACCGACUUCGCCACGUCGAUUUCAACGAAGGGUUGCGUCUCGUGCCGAGACUUACCAAGCUGUACGACUACAGCGACUUUUUGCAGCGGGUCGCGCUGCUGAACCAUUCCAAUACAGUCGAUCUUCGGCGAUCGAUCUUGGCCAAGUCGAGCUGGUCAACGGAGUUGACCUUCGACCAGAAAGAGACUGAAGCUAGCUUGGACAGCGAGGACUACCGUCGGUUGAUUGCGUUGAUCGCGCAGUUUGGUGACGCCCAAGAAGGUGAUCGCCUCACGGAGAUCCUCGCACAGCUGAACCGGUAUCGCAAGUUUGUCGCUGGCUGUGACCCGACCGAGACCUAUUCGUACAAGUUUCUGGUGGAGAUGCUGCCGCUGCUGGAGUACUUUUUGCUGAAAUCACUCGCCGGCAGGGCUGAAGUGAACUACGACUACAUCGCCAGCGUACGAUCGCUCAACCUGGACGCGUUGGUCCUGCUGAAACGGCUCAACAGUGCCGAACAUGGAAAGCUGCUUGAAAUGGAUGAGCUUUUGCAGAGACUGAUCGGCAGCGAAGGAUUCGACGACCUGCUGAAAAGUCUCCCGACUGGGUUCUACCGCAACCUUCGCACCUACUUUGCCUCGAUCCAGAAGCAGCUCUACGAGCUGGAGAUGAACUCUCUAGCCAUCAACCAAGCAGUUUGCUUCAAAAAUGAAACCGAAGCCAGCUACGAAGCGCAUCUGGAGCAAGAUUCGAACCAAUCCGUACACGGCCCCAUCCUGACCAGCAACUGCCUGUCGAUUCUGCUGACCAACGGUGGCGAGUUGCGAUCAACGGGACUCGGAGAGCUCCCCGAGUGGAGAGCCAUGGUCAGGCUCAUCCGCGAUACCGUUUGGAGCAACGCGACUGUUAUGCGGAGUGAGUUUGAUCAGCAGUACGUUGGACUGACAAAGGCGCAAGGUCAAGCUGAAAGGUUACUCAAGGAGAUCGACAGUAUUCGCUCGGCGAUCCAUCGCGAUCUGUCGGAGGAACAAUUUGUCCAGGACUUUAACGCUGCCACUGAAGAGCUGGGUCAAUUUGUAGAGCAAUCCAGGGAGUUGCGAGAUGAUCGCACCGGCAACAAGAACCGUCAGUGGCAGCUGACCUCGCUGCUGAAUUCGCUACGCGGAGUGAUCGAGCUUAACCUGAUGGUUUAUCUGCCUCUGCUGGACCCGGUUGAGAAGAACGCACUGAAGAAGACGUACACUGAUCAGGACAUCCAGCAUUACCAGACGUUGGUGCAAGCGUACGAGUACAUGGCGAUCGUCAUGAACUACCGUCGACUUGGAGAGGCUACCAAGCAGUCCUUCUUGAAGCAGCUGGAAGCGCUCGAAGAGAAACGUGGCAAGUUGUGCCGCAAGGUCGCGCUACGUCCCGUCGACAACAUCUACACCGAACUGGCCAAGGACGUCAACAAUUUCCUGAUCUCGUGCUGCUACCCGGGCACGAUCCUCGCAAUGACCAGAGCCGCCAAGCUAUGCCUAGACUUUGAGAUCGACACAAAGAACCCGAUCAAGAACUGCACCGAAACGAAGAACUUCCAACUGAAGGUGAACGAAACGAUCAAGCAAAUCGAGCUGUGGAUCAACAUCGCCAACAAGUUCGAACACCACACGCUGAAGCGGUACGAGGGCUACUACCGGGACUUCCUCGAGCCGGUGUGCUGUGCGAUCGCUACGCUCAAAUACGGCUUGACCGGACUGAAGCACUGCCUCACGAUCAAGCGCGACUCGGUUGGCUUGAAGAGCGCGAACGGCGUGUUUUACGACCUGGCGGAGAAGGACGCGCUGGGCAAGAUUCUGCAAAAGUUCGUACAGUUCCCGAUGGUCAGCUCGAUCAAGCUGUUUGACGAAGAGUCCUCCGGACACAAGGUGAACAUCUACUCGGUGCUGGAGAAGAUCGAUCACAGCGAGGCCAACUACUUCCGGCUGCUCAAGUCGAAGCUGCAGGAGGUCAAGAACGCGAUCACGCUUCGCGGAGCGAUUGGUGAGGGGGAUUUUGUAGAUUUGGAUCGCAUUGUGAACGUGUGCAACCAGAUUUGGCAGAAGCAGGAGCAUUUGCGGAGGAAGAAGCAAGCCGAGGAGGACAGUUUGUACCAAACGAAGAGUCACUGUGAGGAAGAGAGUGAAGAGGUUAUGGCGCAGCGUGAGAUUGGGGACAUGUUCCCGAACUACGUGGACGAGGACUUUGCUGACUUUAUUCAGAACGAUACGCUGGAGCAGGUGAUCAAGGUGGACACGGUCAAGAGAAACGCACGACUGAACGAUACGGUGUGCAACGAAGACUACGCACUGAUCUGCGAGAGUUUCAUCUACUUGAUGAACAAGUUCUCCAAGUCGUACUACUACAAUCCGGAAACGGUAGCAAACCUGCCGGAGGUGAUCGCGCCCGACUUUGUUGGUCCGUUCCGGACGAAAACCGCGAUCUUCUACCAACUUCUGCACAAGUACAGGUCGGCUUUGAACAGCACCUUGGAUGAGAGUUUCUAUCCUGGUCUGAGCUUCCUGAUAGGCAUGGUGCAGGAAAAGUACGAUGAUCUUGACCUUAACCUGCCCGGCUCCCACGCCUACAACUUCUACAAGGAUUCCAACAUUACCGAAGUGGUUCAGUGCGUUGAAGUGCUGAAGAAGGUCGAAGCCUCGGUGCAAGCUCUUCUACUGGAGUGGCCCGACCAUGCCGGAUUGAAAGACAUCAUCAAGAUCAUCGAGCGAAUCCACGCCCUUCCGUCGACGGCCCCGAUCGUCCGGUUCAGCACCGGGCUUCAGCUGCUGCGGUCCAAGAUCGACGAAUGGAACGCGGUCGCGCAUCGGCUGAACAACUUGCGCGAGCUGGAAGCGGACAUUGUCGAGUUUGUGCACCGCUGGAUGCGCAUGGAGCUGCAGUAUUGGCGGGAGUGCAUGAGUCGUACGCACGAAGCGGUACGAUCGAAGGCGUACCGCUAUUGGUUCUUCAUGUACAACCUGCUGCACGAGUUCCUGCAGAGUGAUUCCAAGGCCAAGUUGGGCAACCUGCUGGAUUACCGGAAGGUUGAACGCUGCUUCGGCGAAGAUGAGCUGCUGGAAGAGGACGACCAGGUCGAGGAAGGAACGGUCAAGAUCGAAGACCUGGUGCACGUGCUGAAGCAGUUCAUCGAGUCUUCAAACUACGCCGAGUUCGCCAACCGUCUGCGCAUCUUAAAGUCCUUCGAGCAGUACCUGAUGUAUCUGAACUUUGAGGACAACCGCAAGAAGGACACGGUCAUUGCGGUGCUGCACAAUCUUCACAUGUACUACGAUCAGUUCUCGGCGGAGAUUGAAGAGUUCAUCAAGUCGAAGCGCAAUCCGAUCGAGAAGAAGCUGAAGGAGUUUGUCAAGAUCGAGUCGUUCAACAAGGAUCUGUCGUACUUUAGCAUGCGAAACAACAUCGCGCGUGUUCAUCGACAGCUGCACAAGUUCCUGAAGGAGUUUGAGAACGAGAUCAAGGCGAAGAUACUGCCGGUGUUUAGUCCGAAAGAUCCGGCUGCGGAGAUCAACGACGCCGACCAGCAGAAGAACAAGAGCUUGCGCUCGGAAGCCAAGAUUACGUACUACAUGGUUGACGUGAAGAACUUUAUGGCGUCACCGAAGUUGAAGGAAAAGUUCUCCGUACGUAACAUGGCGACGGAGACCACUCCGAACCAGGAGCUGUUUGGUAAAAUUGAUCGAUUCUUCGUAACGUCCCGGAACGUCGUUAAAGAAGCUAUCUUGCACGCUCCCUUCCCUGGACUGAUCUACAGCCUAGAUACGUUCAUGCACGAUCAAAUCGAGACGAUCGAAUACCUCAGCGGGCUCGAAGUGAACCGCGAUCAACCGAAGCCGAAGCAAAAAUCGCAAGCCAAACAGAUCCUCAACCAGAAGCGCAAAGCCCUGUCCGACUUUUACAAGAGCCUCACCCAGCUCGGCCUCAGCUACCGAAGCGGUAUCGUCGAAAGCGCGAUCGAGUCCGACCCGGUCGACGUGACCAUCAAACCGUUCUCCGUCGAUCUGCUAGCCCAGAACAGCAAGUACCGCAAGGUCGAUCAGCACAUCGUCUUCCUCAACGACAAGCUCGAUCUGUACUACGUAAAGUGCGUGUUCAAGAUCAAGAUGCUCAUGAAGGUGAUGCUGCAGCCGAACGCGGACGUCGGACUGAUCAACAUCGAUCGCAUCAAGGGUUUCGCGAUCGACCUGUUUCUGUUGGUGCAGAACCAGCAGAAGGAGCUGGGCAAAUCGGUGGCGAACGUGUUCGAGCUGAGGGAUCGCAUCCAGGAUCUGACGCAGCUUGGCGGCUGUCUGGAGUCCAAGACGCGGCAGUUUAACUUUGAGCGAUCGCGAAGGCAUUUGAAGAACGUCAACGCGUGCGUCGUGCAGGUUCAGAGCGUUUUGGAGCAGUUUAAUCUGCUGCUAAAGUGCGUUCCUGCGGAACCCAGGGAAGAGCUGAAACUGCUGAAGAACGAGCAGGUGCUGACGCAGAGCGCGAUCGUUCCUAUUGUUCAGCUGUCCAACGACUGCUUGAAGUUGGCGAUCAAACUCGGCAAGGAUCUUAAAAAGUCCGAGGAGAACUACAUCGCGGGAGAUUUGGUGAGGAUCGUCGAUGAGCAGUUUGGUGUGAUUUGCGCUAAGUUGGAAGCCCUCGGUGAUCAGCUUAAGUUCAGCAACUGCGACGAGCGAUCGAUCUAUGCCAAGCCGAUCGUUGACCUGUUGGAAAUCGUAAGGAGUACUGUUGGCAACGAGGUAGCCGUUGAGGAGUCUUCAGCUGAGCAGCAAACGGACGAGGAGAGUUUGAACAACGAGCUCGAGAACAUCAUCCACUCGAUCCUGAUUGCAAUGCAGCAAAUCUACAAGAAGUACUCAACUCCCAAGCCGGAAGCGGAAACACCGAAGGAAACAUCAAACGGCCUCGAAGAGACGGAGGAAGCCGGUCCAGAGUCCGAGUUGCAACCUCAACAUCUGAAGGAAAAAAUCAACUCCGACCUGCUGAGCGAUCUGCAAUCGCUGAACAUCCGAAAGGUGGUUACCAAAAUCGGAAGUCUGCUGUCAACGCUGGAGAGUCUCAAGAAUCCCGAGCAGUGUGCCGCCAUGAUUCAGAAGCUGACCCGGUUGAUUCCAAUCCUGGAGCAGUUCAACCUGCUCGUCGAGUACUACCUGAUUCAGCAGCUGGGAGCGCACAAGAUCGCUACCAAGAUGCUGUCGGUGAUGUUGACCGUGUUCAUCGAGCUCGGAACGAAGGGAUUCUGCAUUCCGAAGGACCUGAUGGACGACGAAGAAGCUGGCGGUGAACAGCAGGAAGGAAAUCAGGGCGGAGAGAAGUUUGGCUUCGAAGACGGCGAAGGUGAGAAGGACGUAUCGAACAAGAUCGAGAGCGAAGAUCAGCUGGACGAUGCGAAGAAGCCGGGCCAGGAAGAUAAGAACGAGGAAGAAGAGAAGGACAACAAGGAAGAAAAGGGCAUCGACAUGAGCGAGGACUUUGACUCGAAGCUGCAGGAUGUGGACAAACCGGAAGGUUCCGACUCGGAGGAUGAAAAUAAGGACGACGAAGAAGACAUCGAUAAGCAAAUGGGAGACGCUGAAGAGGGCGAGAAGCUCGACGACCAAAUCUGGGGCGACGAUGAACAGAAAGAGGAAGAGGAAAAAGAAGAUGAGAUGGACGAAGAGGACGGCAAAGGUUCGGGAGAAACCGACGACAAACACAACAACCUCGACUCGGAGAAGGAUAAGGCUCCCGGUGAGGAACAGGACGGCACGGAUGCCAUUGAUCAGGCCAAGGACGACAGCAAGAAAGAAAAGCCAAAGGACAUCGAAGAUAUGAACAACCAGGAAGGUGAGGAAGAGCAGGAGAAUCCGCACCACAACGAGCUGGAAGAACCACCGCAGCCGGAUGAUCUGGACUUGGACGAAGAGUUCAACCUGGACAACGAUGAUCGGCCCGAUGGCCAGAACGGUGAAGAGCAGAACGAGGAAAAUCCGUUCGAUAUUGACCAGAUGAAGGAAAAUGGUGAAAAUGAAGGGGAAGAAGAAGCGAAGGAAGAUGAAGCGCAGAAGGAGGACGAUCAAAAGCAGGAAAAUGGCGACGAUUCGUCGGAUGAGGAGGACCAGGAGAAUCCGGACGGUGCGGAGAAGUUGGCCGAGGAUGAGAAUCAAGAGGGUGAAGAUCCGCAAAACAAGCCGGAAGACGAGGAAGUGCAGCAGAUUCCGGACGAGCACAAAGAUGAACAACCGGAAGAGCCAAAAACCGAAGAAGAGCAAAAAUCCGCCCAGAAAGACCAACCUCACCACGAGUCCAAGGACAAACGGUCCGAGCAGGAUCGCAUCGAAGCCAUGCCGGACACGGAGCACAAGGGCACGAACGAUCAGGUUGCGAACGAGCCCGACAAGCCGGAAACGCGCCAGGAAACGGAACUUGAUGAACAGGACACGGGCGAGGAUCGGGACGGGGUGGGGCAGGCCGAAAAUGAGCAGUCGGAAACGGGCCACCAGGGAAUUGCCGAGUCGAAGGAUACGCGCACCAAGCGCGAGCAGAACGACCGGAAGCAGCGCGAGGAGAAGCGGCGACAGGGAAAUACGGACGAGGAGCGGUCGCUGGGCGAUCCGGAAAAGGCGGAGAAGAAACGGCUGAAGACGGUUGACGAGUUGAAUCGGGAGGAGAGGGGAGGAAAGGAGGAGGAGGGUGAGGAAGAUGAAGGGGAGAAGGAUGAUUCGGAAGAGUAUCAGCACGUGAAGGAUGCGAAGCAGUCGGACAAGACGACGCUGGACAAUGCGACGGAGGAGCAGUCCAAAAAGGUGCAACAUCAGGAGAAUAAGGAGGACGAUGGGCAGAAAGAACAGGAGGAGGAGUGUGUGGAUGAGUUGAUGGACGUUGAUGAAAAGGUCGAAGAGCUGGAGGAAACGCAGAAGGAGCUGCUGGAGAGUGAGAAGAAUGAGCGCAAGAAGGAUAAACCGGCCAAAAAGGACGAGAGUCAGCGGGAGAAAGUUGAAACGCUGGAGAAUGUUGAAGUUGAGGGAGAAAUUGUGGACACGGCUCGGGUGCCGCGAGGGGAGGAAACGACCGCUCAUACAGUUCUAGACAUCCUGAACGACAUGACCCUGCCGGAGGAACCGACCACGGGCGAGGUGCUCGAGAUGCGUAAAAUGGUCGAAAAGGAAUCGCUAGCGGUGAACGCGGUGCAGCCCGGCCACGACGAGUUCGAUCGCUGGCAACAGAUCUCGAACAAGAUGUUGCCGAACGCUCGCGAGUUGUGCGAACAGCUGCGGUUGAUUCUGGAACCGACCAAGUGCACCCGACUGAAGGGUGAUUACCGGACGGGUCGUCGCAUCAACAUGAAGAAGAUCAUUCCGUACAUUGCGUCCCAGUUCCGGAAGGACAAGAUCUGGCUGCGGCGAACGAAGGCCGCCCAGCGAGACUACAAGAUAACGAUCGCUGUGGACGAUUCCAAGUCGAUGGACCACAACAACAGCAAGGAUCUGACGCUGCAGGCCAUUUCGUUGGUUUCGCAAGCGUUGACCCUGCUCGAGAGCGGCCGGCUGAACGUGAUGUCCUUCGGGGAGUCGCCGAAAAUCUUGCUCAAGCAUUCCGACCAGUUUGACGGUGCGAAGCUGAUCAGUUCGCUCAACUUUGAGCAGAACCAGAGCCGGAUCGCCGAACUGCUGGACUUUGUGCGGACGGUCAACGCCGAGGACUGCUCGUCGUCGGAUAACGGGAUUUUCGAAAAUCUGCUGCUGGUUCUGAGCGACGGCCGGAACAUCUUCAGCGAGGGCGAGAAGAAGGUCAAGAACUCGGUGAAGCUUGCCCGGCUGCAGCGGAUAUUCGUCGUGUACGUGAUCAUCGACAAUCCGGAGAACAAGCACUCCAUCAUGGACAUUCGGGUGCCGCUGUUUACGGCCGACCGCAACCAGAUCGUGAUGCAGUCCUACCUGGACGUGUUCCCCUUCCCGUACUACGUGAUCGUGCGGGAUCUAGGCCAGCUGCCGCUCGUGCUGAGCGACGCCAUGCGCCAGUGGUUCGAACUGGUCAACAGUGAGCAGUAAAGGAAAAUUAGGUUGUAGUUAUUGUUUUGUUUUUGUAUUGGUUACAAAAUGUAAAAUAUUCGUAGUAAUAAGGAAAUAUACUGUUAUUUCUUAGUCUUUAUCGCUUGUAAAACAAGUUCUAUAUAUCUAUGGCUUAAAGUAUAUUUGUAAUAGCCGAGCAAAUAAAUAAACAAGU
Molecule: messenger RNA, 17080 nt
Organism: Culex pipiens pallens (northern house mosquito)
Lineage: Eukaryota; Metazoa; Arthropoda; Insecta; Diptera; Culicidae
Product: midasin
Exons: 8
Coding region: 145-16905 (5586 amino acids)
Biological process (GO): ribosomal large subunit assembly; rRNA processing
Cellular component (GO): nucleus; preribosome, large subunit precursor
Molecular function (GO): ATP hydrolysis activity; ATP binding
Source: RefSeq, a predicted model, not a curated record